Messenger RNA from Blepharisma stoltei, 546 nucleotides. The record is from the annotation of a GenBank genome assembly. Lineage: Eukaryota; Ciliophora; Heterotrichea; Heterotrichida; Blepharismidae.
AUGGGGUUAUUCUUAUCUAGACUAUGGAGGAAACUUAGAAAGGAUUAUGAAUAUAAAAUCGUCCUAGUAGGACUCGCAAAUGCUGGCAAGACCACUAUCCUUUACAAGCUGCGCCUAGGCGAAGUUGUUAGUGCUCAUCCCACAAUUGGCAGCAAUGUGGAAGAAAUCAAGCAAGGAAACGUCAGGCUUCAGGUGUGAGAUCUAGGCGGCCAAGAAUCUUUGAGGGCUUCGUGAAGUACAUAUUUUGUGUCUACAGAAGCUGUAAUUUUUGUAGUUGAUAGUGCUGAUGUUCAUAAUGCUUUAUUGGCGAAGAUGGAGCUUUUUAAUUUGCUUUUACAUGCUGAUUUAAGGGCUGCCCCAGUUUUGAUUUUGGCAAAUAAGCAAGAUUUACCUGUUGCAGCACCUCCUAAUCAAAUUUCAGAACUAUUGGAUUUAGUAUCAAUUAGAGAUCAUGAAUGAAAUUUGCAAGCUAGCUCGGCGAUAACUGGGCAAGGUCUUGAAGAAGGGAUAGAGUGGUUAUGUGAUAAGCUGAGCAAUAAACACUAA